Amborella trichopoda is the source of this 1728-nucleotide messenger RNA. Its product is annotated as putative strigolactone esterase DAD2. NCBI's taxonomy places the organism in Eukaryota, Viridiplantae, Streptophyta, Magnoliopsida, Amborellales, Amborellaceae. The record is from RefSeq and is a predicted model, not a curated record.
UUAAUUUAUUUAAGUGCACCUCCAUUCCAAGGCAGUAGUGUCCAAUUCAAAGGCAGGGCAUCUCUGCUUUUUGUUCCUCUCUCUCUCUCUUCACAAUUUUUUUCCAUUUUUGGCAUCAGAAUCCCCUCAAUUUCUCAACCAUGGGAAACAUGAAACCCUCCCUUCAAUCCUCUCUUAAUGCAAAAAUCUUGGGUUCAGGAGAGAGAACCCUCAUUCUCUCUAAUGGCUUUGGAAGUAACCAGGCCAUUUGGCAAUACAUUCUCCCUCAUCUCCUGCAAAAUCACAGAGUGGUUGUCUAUGAUAUGGUUGGGUGUGGACAUGUGGACCCAAAACUCUAUGAUGAAGAGAUAUACUCCUCUCUUGAAGCUUUUUCAGAUGAUCUUCUCUCUCUCCUCGAGGAGCUUGGUGUUCAAAACUGUGUUUUUUUGGGUCAUUCCAUGUCUGGCAUGAUAGGUUGCUUUGCUGCCAUUAAAAGACCAGAGAUUUUUCAGAGUCUGAUACUCCUUGGCGCUUCUCCAAGGUAUUUGAAUUCAGAGGGCUAUGAAGGUGGGUUUGAGAGGUCUGAAUUGGAGUCUUUAUUUAAAAGCAUGGAAUCUGAUUAUACCGCAUGGACUGAAACCUUUGCUCCGUAUGUGUUGGGAUCAGAAGACCCCAUUUUAGUGAGAGGAUUCAAUGACAGUUUAAAGAGUAUGAAGCCUGAGAUUGCAGUCUCUAUUUUGAAGACUGUGUUUUUGAGUGAUUAUAGAGAUAUUUUGCCAAAGUUGAAGGUGCCUUGUGUUUUGAUUCAAACAAGGGAGGAUCGUGCUGUUCCAAUGUUUGUUGCAGAGUAUUUGAAGAGGGAGCUUGGAGGGAAAGCUUCACUGGAGGUCCUUGAUGUUGAGGGCCAUGUCCCUCACGUCACUGCCCCUUCUUUGUUGAUUAGUGCCCUAGACACAGUAUUGCCUCAUGCUUAUGGUGAAGCUGAAGCAUUGGUCUUAUGAUGAGAUGCUCUCUCUCUCUCUCUGCAUGGUGAAGAAAGACAAUUCUCUCUCUCUCUCCACCCCUCUCUCUCUUGCCUGGCUCUCUCUAUCUCUCCCUCUCCCUCUCUCUCUGCAUGGUGAAGAAAGACAAUUCUCUCUCUCUCCACCCCUCUCUUUCUCUCUCUUGCAUGGCUCGCUUUAUCUCUCUUGCAUUCGCUCUCUUUCUCUCUCUCUUGCAUGGUCCUUUCUCUCUCUUAUGCACGAUUGUGAUUUGGGCUUGGUUUUCUUAUCUCCCUCUCUCUACCCACUCCCUCCCUCCUCUCUCUCUCUACUCCCUCUCUCUCUCUCUCCAUGCAUGGUGAAGAAAGACAACCACAAAAUUGGUUCUAUUUUGUGAUUUGGGUUUGGUUCUCUCUCUUAGUCUUGAUUUUCUCUCCCUCUCUCUACCCCACUCUCUCUGUGGUUCUUUAUUUUAGUGAUUAGGGCUUGUUUGUCGCUCUUGAUAACCAUGCAUGGGUAGGAAGCAAACAAAUAUAUUAUGGACUUUUGAGUUUUGACUGGACUAGUCUUGAAUUGGGUUUUGUUGUUAUAUGGAGUUGUGUAAGUUUUAUUUGAGACAUAAAUGUUCUUGCAAAUGUUUGUUAUAUUUGGAAGGGACCACGUGGCUUUGAAGGAGAAUUAUAGGGCUGUUGAGUUUGGGAUGUUUGAUUAUGUAAUAUGUAUGAUGGGAUUGUAUAUAAGGAAUUUUGACUUUGGUCAACGAAACAAA